Nannizzia gypsea CBS 118893 is the source of this 738-nucleotide messenger RNA. Its product is annotated as GTP:AMP phosphotransferase. Gene Ontology annotation, cellular component: cytoplasm; mitochondrion. The record is from RefSeq and is a predicted model, not a curated record. NCBI's taxonomy places the organism in Eukaryota, Fungi, Ascomycota, Eurotiomycetes, Onygenales, Arthrodermataceae. Gene Ontology annotation, biological process: nucleobase-containing compound metabolic process. The transcript is spliced from 2 exons. The coding region runs from base 1 to 738 and encodes 245 amino acids. Gene Ontology annotation, molecular function: AMP kinase activity; ATP binding.
AUGGCCGGUGCAGCGACUAGACGGUUGAAAAAGGCUGCGCGGAUUAUCCUCGUUGGUGCGCCGGGUGUUGGGAAAGGAACCCAGACGGAGAGAUUGAUAAAGAGGUACCCACAGCUUGCAUCGAUCAGCUCGGGAGACCUGUUACGAGAAAACAUCCGUAAUAAGACCGAGAUAGGCCUCAAGGUUCAGUCGGCUCUACAUGCAGGCCAAUUGGUUCCUGAUGCCACCAUCCUAGAAUUGAUAUCCUCCGAACUUACAUCUAAAGGGUGGCUUGUGCCAUCGACCAACGUUUCAUCCAAAUCCGCUCCGUCAUCGAAGAAAUCACUCAACUCCUCCGCCUCAUUCAUACUCGAUGGAUUCCCCCGAACAGCCAUUCAAGCCAACAGUCUCGAAUCCCUUGUUCCUAUAAACCUGGUUGUCCAUCUUCUUACACCACCAGCCAUUAUAUUAUCGAGAAUAUCUUCUCGAUGGGUUCACCCGGGAUCUGGCAGAGUAUAUAACACUGAAUUCAACGCACCUAAAGUUCCCGGAAAGGAUGAUAUAACAGGAGAGCCACUUGUUCAGCGGGACGACGACUCUACCGAAGUCUGGAAGGAGAGAUUCCAGAAGUUUGAAGAGACCAGUAAACCAUUAUUGGAUCAUUAUGAAGGAAAAGGAUGUGUUUUGCGCAUUGAGGGCAACUCAAGUGACGACAUUAGCCCCAAGUUGUUUGCUGAAAUCGAUAGACGAUUCUGUUGA